Aphis gossypii (cotton aphid) is the source of this 1607-nucleotide messenger RNA. It is a transcript of the gene OXA1L, whose product is annotated as mitochondrial inner membrane protein OXA1L. Gene Ontology annotation, biological process: mitochondrial respiratory chain complex IV assembly; protein insertion into mitochondrial inner membrane from matrix. Gene Ontology annotation, cellular component: mitochondrial inner membrane. Gene Ontology annotation, molecular function: membrane insertase activity. Bases 16 to 1485 code for a protein of 489 amino acids. The record is from RefSeq and is a predicted model, not a curated record. The transcript has 9 exons. NCBI's taxonomy places the organism in Eukaryota, Metazoa, Arthropoda, Insecta, Hemiptera, Aphididae.
CCACAAUCCGCAUUCAUGAUCUGUCUUUUCAGUUUUCAUCCUUUUGCCUUUUGCCUUUUGCAAUCACUAAUUAGUAAUUUAGUAAUUAAAAGUUGUAGUAAAUCCGGGUACUUGAUAUUUUUUAAGCAGUACAACUGUACAAGUCUGAUCAAUAAACCAUUCAAUUCAACUGUGCCAACAGAAACAAUUUACAAUAAGCUCACCCUUCUCACUAAUUUCUUUGAAACGAUGCCGCCACCACGAUUAGUUAUGAACUUGUGCCUUCGUAUGCAAGUUGGACCGGUGCGUCAUUUCCACCGAGUUUCUCUUUCCAAACGGCUAAUUUUACUCGGCCCCAAAAAGUUCACGACUCCAGAUCUUAAACACUUAACGGCCACGAAUUUCACAUUCAUUCGACAUAGUAGUGGCGAUGGACGUGAACAGCCAGAAAUGCUUACUUCGGACAACCGCGUUCUCGUGGAUCUGACCGAAGAUGUCAUACCCGAAGCACCAGAGGUACCCAUUGAAGCAGUAGCCGAACAAGUUGAAAUAACUUUGAAUGCAUUAGGUGAACAAACAUUACAAAGUGCAGGACUUGGUUCCUUCACUCCUGUAGGAUUAUUACAAAAUGCUUUAGAAUUUAUGCAUGUCUCUUGUGGUUUACCCUGGUGGGGUGCCAUUAUAGCAGGUACCACCAUAUUACGUUUAUUAGUUUUUCCUUUAGUUGUUACGUCUCAACGCCAUACAGCAAAAAUGAAUAAUAAUAUGCCUCAGAUUCAAGCAUACCAAGAAAAAAUGACAGAAGCUCGAUUACAUGGAAAUCCCUAUGAAAUGGCAAGAGCUUCACAAGAACUUAUGUUAUUUAUGAAAUCUAACCAAGUAAAUCCAUUGAAGGGUAUGAUAUUACCAGCUGUCCAAUUUCCUAUAUUUUUAAGCAUGUUUUUGGGAUUAAGAGGUAUGGCAAUGUUACCAUUAGAAAGUUUUAAAUAUGGUGGUCUUUGGUGGUUCUCAGAUAUUACAUUGCCCGAUCAAUAUUUCAUAUUACCUAUUGUUACUGUUGUCACUCUUGGUGUGACAUUAGAGCUUGGAGCAGAUAUCGGUAAACUUGCUUCCUCGGGUGUAGGAUUUGGAAAAUAUCUUAAAUAUGGAGUCCGUGUAUUACCUCUCGUAGUAUUUCCUUUUAUUGUGAAUUUCCCAUGUGCAGUAUGUUUGUACUGGGCAUCUACUAACUUUAUUUCACUAGGUCAAGUUUUAUUUUUGAAAAUUCCAAGUGUAAGAAAUUAUUUUAAUAUCGAAGAAAAGAGAAAUGUAGAAAAACCUAAGUCAAAAAAGAAGGGAGUUAUUGGAGAGUUUAAAGAAUCAUGGAAAAAUAUGCAAGUUGUAAAAGAAAUUGAAGAAAGAGAACGUUUAGAUCAUAUGAAAUUCACACAAGCUGGUCGAGCAGCGCCGGUUAAGACCUUUAAAUAUAAUCCAAAAGUUGUUGGAGGUCUCAAAAAAGAAAACUAAUACCAAUUGUUGUAGUAUAGUUAAUGUUUAUUUUUAUAUAUAAUAUAUUAAAAUGUAAUAAUGACUAAAUGUAUAUAUACAUACAUGUUUCAUCUUUUAGAACAAAGAUACAUUUUAUCACA